This is a messenger RNA of Monopterus albus (swamp eel), 651 nucleotides long. RefSeq names its product caprin-1-like. Bases 21 to 620 code for a protein of 199 amino acids. Lineage: Eukaryota; Metazoa; Chordata; Actinopteri; Synbranchiformes; Synbranchidae. The transcript has 2 exons. The record is from RefSeq and is a predicted model, not a curated record.
ACUCUCAGGCAGUCGGUGUCAUGCAGCAGCCCAUGCAGCCUGUAGCACCCCCUGUUGCCUUGGAGACCCACCCCAUGAACUUAUCUCCUGUGCCACCUACCGACCCCUUGGUCAGGAAGCAGGUUGUGCAGGACUUAAUGGCACAAAUGCAGGGAACAUACAACUUCAUGCAGGACUCCAUGCUGGAGUUUGAUGGACAGCCCAUUGACCCAGCCAUUGUAUCAGCACAGCCCAUGAAACCUGCUCAGAGCAUGGACCUACCACAGAUGGUGUGUCCUCCAGUUCACCCUGAGUCCCGACUGUCACAGCCCAACACUGUUCCUGUCCAACCUGAGCCUACACAAAUCCCUAUCAUCUCCCCAACACCGCCCCCGCUGUAUCAGACCUCGCACACACCAGAUCCUCAACCUCCAACAGAAUCAAUCGACCCCAUCCAGACCUCAAUGUCGUUGACGUCAGAGCAGCCUCCCCCCCUCUACAGCUCUGUCCCCGGCCUCUCAGACACAGGUUUUCCAGCCUGUUUCCAAAUCUCCUCACAGCAGUGGCAUCAAUGUCAAUGCAGCACCAUUCCAAUCAAUGCAGACAGUGUUCAACCUCAAUGCCCCAGUCCCACCAGCUAAUGAGACAGAGGCUUUGAACCAGGCCAGCCAA